Messenger RNA from Aspergillus heteromorphus CBS 117.55, 1113 nucleotides. RefSeq lists its product as uncharacterized. The transcript has a single exon. Bases 1 to 1113 code for a protein of 370 amino acids. The record is from RefSeq and is a predicted model, not a curated record. NCBI's taxonomy places the organism in Eukaryota, Fungi, Ascomycota, Eurotiomycetes, Eurotiales, Aspergillaceae.
AUGCCCCACGCCAUAUCACCGUCCCCAACCAUACCUAAUCCCUUAUCGUUCAGAAGAUACACGCGCCGGCCAUCAGUGCCCAGGGAGGAAAUACGCUCCCACCACACCACCCCCGCCGAGCAAGACCCAAACCACAACCCGCGCAUCGGCAACCGCCCUGUUUUGAUUCCCAUUCCCAUCCCAAACUCACGGCAACCACCAUACAACCAAGCCUCCACACAGCCAGCGUCACCAGCGUCAGAAACAUCAUCAGCGCCACCUCCCCGCCGUCCAACAUCCCUCCCCUCACUUCCCAGCAAUACCCACCUCGUGACCAACGGCACCAUCGUCCGCGCAAACCCUCAGAUUACGUCGCCCCGGGACACAGGGCUGAAUGCUCCUGCUGCUCCUCACGGCUCCGUUCCUGCAUUUGGACCACAAUUCGCACAGCCGCGGGAAUCGCAGCUGCCUCCCGAGCAGGGGAUUGAAUGGAUUUCGGGGGUGGGACCUGAGCCUGGAAUCAGGAAUAUGCUUGGAUUUGGAUCCGCGUCGGGGGCAGGGCACGGAGGUGGACCUGUUUCUACACGCGAUUUUAGGUCGCAAUUUGGAUCUCUGUAUCUGGAUGGACUUGAACCUGGACCUGGACGUCACCCUGGACCCGGACCUGGACCGAGGUCUUUCUAUUCCCAUAGAUCGGGAUAUCGGUAUCAGCCCGGCUAUGGAUCCGAUUAUGGCUCUGAUUAUGGAUCUGAUUAUGGAUCUGGAUAUCACCCUGGACCUGGACUCAGGUCUGUCUAUCCUCCCCGAACGGCAUAUCAGUAUCUGUCCGGCCAUGGAUCCGAUUAUGGAUCCGAGUAUGGAUCUGAUUAUGGAUCUGGCUCUGGAUACGGACCUGAACUCGGAAAUGGAAAUGGCUAUGGCCAGGGUCUCCGAGAUGCCGGUGAUCAGCGAAGCGAUCCCGGACAACACAUAUCCGGCAUCACAAGUGAGCGGCAGGAUGAUGGAAUGGUGAAUGAGGCGCGGACGGGAGACGCAGGUCCGAUGGAUAAGGCCGGAGAUGAGGAUCCAGAGAUUGAUAUGAUUGAUGAGAGUCUGUAUCACGUCGUGCUUGAGAAUGAGCGUGCGAAUGGGUAG